Cyprinus carpio (common carp) is the source of this 1699-nucleotide messenger RNA. RefSeq names its product nuclear apoptosis-inducing factor 1-like. The record is from RefSeq and is a predicted model, not a curated record. The transcript has 4 exons. Gene Ontology annotation, cellular component: nucleus. The coding region runs from base 1 to 1269 and encodes 422 amino acids. NCBI's taxonomy places the organism in Eukaryota, Metazoa, Chordata, Actinopteri, Cypriniformes, Cyprinidae.
AUGAAACACAAAGUGCUGCCAGUGAAGUGUAAAGAUGAGGCAAGAGCCCUCAAUGGACAGCAGCAUCACAAUCACACAGUGAAGGGCAGACGUCGCCUCGGUCGUGUGACUCUGUGUCUGAACAUUUACAUGUAUAGCAUGUCCAAUGGGAUUUGUGAGGGUCGAAGAGUGGGCGGGACUUCAGCCAUUUGCGUCCGCGGACGUUGUUGUUGGAAGAGAAGUCGAUUCAAGAAGCCAUUACGCUGCGCAACUGUGUCAGGACAAAAACGUACAAUUUCUACGUAUUCUACGCAAUUUUAUAUCACCCCCCCCAACCUAAAAAAAACAAAAAAAAACAUUACAUCACAUCACAAAAAAAAGAGAAAAACUAAUUUCUCCGAAAGGGAGGUGGAGAUCAUCGUGGAGGAGAUGGAGAAACAAAAGCACAUUUUGGUGAAUCAUUUUAACGCGGGCGUCACGCACAUCGCCAAGAAUAGCGCGUGGGUGGAGAUCCUGAAGCGCGUGAACGCCGUGAGCACCUGCCAGCGCGAGCUCGCGGAGGUCAAGAAGAAAUGGUCCGAUCUCAAGACGGAGGUGCGGCGCAAAGUGGCGCAGGCACGGGCGGCCAUGGAGGGCACGGGAGACUGCAGCAGCGUGCCGGUCAUCCUGAGCUCCAUGCAGCAGCGCAUCUGCAAUCUUCUGGGAGAAGCCACCAUCAUCAGCCUUCCUGCGGCGGAGAUCACGGUGCCCAUCAGCUCCGCCGCCGCCGCCGCGUUAACGCAGAGCAUUCAGCCAGCAGCCGCAGCAGCGUGUGAGAUAAAAACUCUUGAAGCCGAGACGACGUACCACACGCUGGAGGAGGGCAUGGUGGAGUACUGCACCACCGAGACGCCGGUGACCGUCACCACAGAGGCUCCGGUGGAGAUGCUGGCGCAGGCCGAGUGCAAACCACAGGAACUGAAGAGCCGCAUCGCGCUCAACUCGGCCAAACUGCUGCAGGAGCACCGCCUCACCAACCUGCACGUGCGCGAGAUCGCCCAGCACCUGGAGAACCAGAGCGACCUGCUGCAGAUGAUCCGCCGCUCGCAGGAGGCCCAGGCCUGCGCGCAGGAGAGACAAGCCCAGGCUCUGGAGGGGACGCAGGCCGCCCUGCUCGCCCUCAUCCAGAUGUUCAGACCCGCUCUGAAGGACUUGAGGAAGUUUCUGCAGAGCGCCAACAGCGCAAACACUGCUCCGCCGGCUGCCGCAGAGACCGGAGAAGGAGCGCCGCAGACAGAAGACGCACAAUAGAGACCUGCGUGUGUGUGUGUGUGACGUCUGGUCUAGAAUAGACUGUAAAUUAUUGUACAGCACGGUGCCUCAAAUAGUUUGUGCUUAUAUGUGUGUGAAUGCUUCAGGGAUGCAGUGAAAUGAGGACUUUUAUGAGCGUUUUAAAGAAGUGGCCAAAAUACUGAACAAAAGACCUUUUUUGCUUUUGACAAUUUGAAGAUACUGUUAAGUCUUUUCAGUUUAAGUUGCUAAAAAACAUUUAAUUUAAUUUUUGGUGUGCAACUGACCCUAAAACAAACAUUCAGAGACCUACAGAAAACACAGUUUCAUGAGGAGAAGCCAGCGGUUCCAGCGACGGAAGGAAGACUUUGUGGAGGCUUUUGUUUCUUUAGCUUUUGAGAAUUUGCCAUUUUUAUUUAAGUAUGCUAAAUAAAGAAACUCUCCCCACAGG